AUGUAUAUAUCGCAGAUGCAUGUUUCUAUUAAACAAACUCUAUUUUAAUAUUAGCGAUUCAACAUAAUUUUUAGCCUCAAAUGUGAUCAUCAUUGUAACGAUCUCAAAUUUAAAAUUCAUUUCAUACUUCAAACUUAUAUUGACAAGUUAUUAUCAGUACAGCAGUGCAGUUCACCAAGGUUAUCAACAUUAUGUACAGUAAUGAGUCUUACUCCUACACACUUUCAGGCCGCAGCUUGAUCUGUUAGCGAGGAUCGAUGUAGAAAUUUUCUUUGCUUUGAUUGGCUGACGAUUCACUACUGAGACAGAAUCCACUGUGGAUAAGAUGCGUAAUAAAAUAGUGGGGAUGUGUGCGUCAGCUUAGGGAGUAAAUACUGUACAAUGUUCUUACAUCGUAAAAAAAACAGACCUAACCACGUUUUGAUAAGAUAUUUCACCUGCAUUUUUAUGUACAUAUGUCAUUCCUGGACACCAAACCUACAAUAUUGAGACUCGGAAGUUUUUAUGUACGGAUGUUAACAAUACAUCGACUACACUACGUGAUUAAAUUAUAUUUCAGUCAGUGUGUGUGAGAUUGUAGAAAUGGUCACGAUAAAGGUUAAUCAACGAAGUUGUGCAAAUAAAUGGAUUUCAAAAAUUGUGUUUACAAUACUUCUAUUGUUGAUAUUUUUAAACUUGCCUACUCUUUGCCAAGCCCACAGUCAUAGUGAAUUACCAAGUUUUAAAUACACUAAGGAGGCUAAUUUAAAAAAUGAACAUUCCACACAAGAUUAUCAAGAAACUCAGCAUCAACAUGGGCACGGUCAUCAUGCACAUGACCAUCGACAUAAGUCAAUAUCAUCUGACAACCCGGAGGAUUUUGUAUUUCUAAAAGCAAUUACAUCUACCUUAAUUAUUUCAGCAGCUCCAUUUUUUAUUUUAUUUUUUGUUCCACUGGACAACACAAAAGAGCACGAGCCGCUAUUAAAAAUAUUAUUAAGUUUUGCUUCUGGUGGACUAUUAGGAGAUGCAUUUCUACACUUAAUACCUCAUGCUUUGGUACCUCAUAGCCAUGAUGAGGAAGGACAUGAUCAUGUUCAUAAUAUGUCUGUUGGUUUAUGUAUAUUAUUAGGUAUUAUUAUAUUUCUAGUUGUGGAGAAAGUAAUAAGACUUAUAAAAACGGAUCAUAGUCAUGUACAUGUACAUAGCAUUCCAGAAAAUGUACAGGAAAAAAAGAAAGAUGAUAGCAACUCAAAGAAAAGUAUAGUUACAUCUGAUCUAGUUUCUAAGAAAUCUGAAAAUCAUCCUGAGAAUGAAAUAAAAAUUGCUGGAUGUUUAAAUCUAGUAGCAGAUUUUUUACACAACUUUACAGAUGGCCUUGCUAUAGGAGCCAGUUAUUUAGCUGGUAGCAGUAUUGGCUUUAUUACUACUUUCACAAUUUUACUACAUGAAAUACCUCAUGAAAUAGGAGAUUUUGCUAUUUUAAUACAAAGUGGUUACAGUAAAAGAAAAGCUAUGAUGCUUCAGCUUAGUACUGCAGUAGGUGCUUUAUUAGGAACUUGUGUAUCAUUGCUUGCAGAAGGCAUGGGUGAUCUUGCAACUAUGUGGAUUCUUCCAUUCACAGCAGGUGGAUUUAUUUAUAUCGCAACAGUGUCUGUAAUCCCAGAACUUUUAACUGAUACUAAAUUUGGACAAUCUGUAAAAGAAAUCAUUGCGCUUCUCUUAGGUGUAUAUAUGAUGGUACUUAUAGCAGAAUAUGAGUAGAAUUAUACAACUCCAGUGAAAAUAUAGUGUUAUGUUUUAUAUUUACUGAAAAAAUUAGCAUAUGAGUUUUGCAAUGAUAUUAUAAAAUAAAAAAAUUGUUUCUUAUAGUA
This is a messenger RNA of Megalopta genalis, 1853 nucleotides long. The record is from RefSeq and is a predicted model, not a curated record. NCBI's taxonomy places the organism in Eukaryota, Metazoa, Arthropoda, Insecta, Hymenoptera, Halictidae.